Acanthosepion pharaonis is the source of this 930-nucleotide messenger RNA. NCBI's taxonomy places the organism in Eukaryota, Metazoa, Mollusca, Cephalopoda, Sepiida, Sepiidae. The record is from the annotation of a GenBank genome assembly.
AUGCUUUUUCGAUAUUUUUGUCGCAAGACAUUAAUUUUGCUCUGCAUCACAUUCAACAUUUGUCUGGCCAACGGCUCAGACGAAGAAAAUCGCAAGAAGAGACAGUGGUCAAAAUCGACAAUCAACUAUACUGAUGCAUUUCAGACACCAACUUCUAUAACAACAGGAACUUCAGCCGAUUUCACGAGCAAUCAUCGACUGAGCUCAAAACGAUUCAUAUCAAAGCCAAAAAACGAGAGAGACCUGGAAGCUUUCACAUCCAAAAAGAUAAAAAAUCAACCCCAAGUUAAUUCCAUCAAUCGAGAAAGAUCAAAUCUGGAACACAGUAAGGGAUCAAGUGCUAAUGAGAUGGCUUCUUCUCGUGAUGACACCGAGGCGGAAUUUAAUCAUAUAAAACGAGAUACUGGUCUUAAUAAUUACCCUAAUGUAACAGCUGAUUCUUCAACAGGUUCUCAUUCAAAUAUAGAGGCAUCUUUGUCAAAUACCAAGACGGCACAACUUGCAGACAAUGGAGAUCAAAUUUCUUCAAAUGCCUGGCCACAACCAAUUGAGACCGGUUCUGGUCUUUCAGGAGGAAAUGAUUCUGAAAUUCUGGAAUGGACAGACAGUACUCCUGUGAGUCUUGUCUCUGGAGAAACAUCUCCUUCCGCUGUUAAAAAUGAGGAGUUAAGUACAUACCAGUUGCAUUCUUUUGAGACUACGAAACCACUCAACAUUUCUGCCGAUCACACCUCACCUAUAUUUCGCACAAAACAUCCAGACGAGACUGAAGCAUCGUCCGUAGGACAAAGUAGCAUAUCUGGCUGGAAUUGGAGUUUUCCUGCCUCUUCCUACCAGAAUUACAGACGGUCAGAGAUUAUCUUCUUUCGCUGUUACACAAACGCCCGUAACAGAAAACGAAUCAUCACCUCCAAAAAAUAUUACAACUAA